This is a messenger RNA of Caenorhabditis bovis, 1842 nucleotides long. The record is from the annotation of a GenBank genome assembly. NCBI's taxonomy places the organism in Eukaryota, Metazoa, Nematoda, Chromadorea, Rhabditida, Rhabditidae.
AUGGGUCAAACCGGCAACAUUCGCGGUCAAAUUGCCUUAAGACCGUCUUCGUCGCACACGCUCGUUCUCGUCGUUGUACGCGCCGGAAUUGGAUUACUCGGAAGGAUCAUGGGACCCCCGCCUCCACCUCCGCCACCCCCUGUACUCACAGCCCCAACGAUACUUCCAUCUCGCAAAUGGAAGACAGAGGAUGCACCGAGACGUAACAACAAUCCCCCACCUGCGCCGCCCAAGCCCACCCGUCCCACAAUGGACGCUGCGGCAUUACAGCACGCUGCCGCUCGUCUGCGCAAGACCGGCUACAACGAACCGGUACGAAGUGACAUCGAGAGUUUAUCCGAUGGACGAGUGGACCGAUCGGAUCAACGAGUGCCUCACCGAAAUUGGACGCACGGCGCGCAGCAUGAACAACUUCAACGCAAUUCGCCCAGAGAGACGGUUUAUGCUUCGUCCACUCGUGCCUACGAGCCUAAUCCGAUCAGCGACAUUCAUCGAAACCCCAAUGCGUUGAAUUAUCAGACCACCAGAGAGGCUCCCGUAGCGAAUUAUAGUUCUAUUAAUAAGUAUCAAUCAUCUUCACCAACGCUUUCGAGCGACACCUACGUGUCGCCAUAUUCUACAAAAUAUUCAUACCCGAAAAACGGCGACAAUUUUCGAUCCUAUCAUAAAGACGACGAUUAUUUCAAAAAUAAUACCACUUAUAGCAACACCAAUAUUAAUAUUAAUAAUAAUAAUAAUGUCAAGAAGAACAAUGGGGUGACGGUUGUUGAAUGGUCCGAGCCAUACGAUCCCAGCAAUCUGCGUCCACAAUCGCCAAUUCGCAAUCCGCGCGAGGUGAUCCAUGAGUACUCGACGACCAACUACGUGUUCGACGAGAAGCCGUCGAUAAUCGACAAGAAGAGAGCGCGCAAUUUUGUGCAAAACUCGCUGGCGAAACAACUCCGCGACGAGAGUUUGACCGAAUCGCAGCGCGCCGCGAAUCGCUAUCAAAAAUCGCCGUCCGCUUCGUCAUCAUCGGCGAGCCUUCCAUUCGACGUCUCCAAAAUUGUCAAGGACUCAUACAACGGCGAUGAGGUUGAUCAUCUGGUGCAUCAGAUGAGAAACAACCUCAACAACAACAACAAUCACAAAAGCUACAGUAAUCAGGAUUACGGUAGUGUUGUACAGUAUCCGAGAGGUUCGCCGGCCGCCGAUAUUCGCCAAACGAAUUAUACGACGCAUUCGACGACGACGACAAGAAAAAUCAUGAAUAUCAACAUUUGCGUUGGUUGCGGCAAAGAGAUCACCGCCGAUCAGCCGGGAUGCAACGCCAUGAAUCAGAUAUUCCACGUGGAUUGCUUCAAAUGCGGACGAUGCUCGAAAACGCUGGCGGGCUCGUCGUUCUACAACAUCGAUGAGAAGCCGACGUGCGAGAGCUGCUAUCAGGACACAUUGGAGAAGUGCACCGCUUGCCACAACGCGAUCAACGACAAAUUGUUGCGCGCGUGCGGCGGCACGUACCACGUGAAUUGUUUCGUGUGCGUCUCGUGCAAGAAGAGCCUCGACGGUGUGCCGUUCACACUCGACAAGGAGAACAGCGUGCACUGUGUGCCGUGCUUCCAUGACAAAUUCGCGCCGCGCUGCGCGAUGUGCAGCAAGCCGAUCAUUCCCGUCGAUGGCGAGAAAGAGUCGGUUCGUGUCGUCGCGAUGGACAAAUCGUUUCACGUCGAUUGCUACAAAUGCGAGGAUUGCGGACUGCAGCUGUCUUCCAAGCUUGACGGCCAUGGAUGCUAUCCGAUCGAUCAGCACCUCUUGUGCAAGACGUGCAACGGCAAUCGUCUUCGCGUCAUGAGCUCCUCCUAA